AUGGCGCGUAUAUCACUAUUCAUGCUGCUGGUCAGCACCAUUCUUCAACCUACGUUGGCUGUGUACCAGUUGAUCCAAGACUACUCCGGAGAUGCCUUCUGGCAAGGCUUCGACUUCUUCACCGACCCGGAUCCGACAGAUGGCCUCGUACAGUUCCAAUCUCUGGAGAAGGCAAACGCAACAGGCAUUGCAGGGUUUAUAGAAGGAGGGAAUGCAUCUUACGCCAUCUACAUGGGCGUGGACACUGAAAAUGUCGCUCCGCAGGGCCGAGCCAGUGUGCGCGUCUCAUCCACACAAUCUUUCCAACAUGCUUUGGUGAUUGCCGACAUUGUUCACAUGCCCGGUGGCGUCUGUGGCACCUGGCCUGCAUUUUGGAUGGUGGGCGCAGACUGGCCGAACGAUGGAGAGAUCGACAUCGUCGAGGGAGUCAAUGAUCAACCCACGAACUCUAUGACUUUACAUACUGGACAAGGCGCAGUGGUCAGCAACGGUACCGACUUCUCUGGUGAGCUCAUCACAUCGAACUGCGAUGUCAAUGCCCCUAAUCAACCAGCAAAUUCGGGUUGUUCCAUCGGCGACAUAUCCAAUUUGACCUUUGGACCUGAAUUUAACGAGGCUGGGGGAGGUGUCUUCGCGACCGAAUGGACGGCGGAUUUCAUCAAAAUAUGGUUCUUUCCACGUGGCUCCUUCCCAGACGACAUUGUCAGCAGUAAUCCGGUCCCAUCGGAAAACUGGGGUACUCCAAACUCGCUGUUUCAGGGAUCAUUCAAUCUCGACGAUCAUUUCAAGAACCUCUCGAUCAUAUUCGACACGACCUUUUGUGGGCAGUGGGCUGGUGCCGUUUGGAACACCAGUUCUUGCGCUUCUCUGGCACCGACAUGCGAAGACUAUGUGGCGAAUAAUCCCGCAGACUUUGCCGAUGCUUACUGGGUGAUCAACACCUUGCAGGUAUUUCAAGACGAUGGUUCUGAGGGCGCCAAUAACAUGACGUCGACGAAUCUGCCAAUGGCAAAACGCGGAGCUGCUGGAGCGGAGUACCAGCGCGUUCAAAAGCUUCAAUCGGAAACUGGGAAAAGAGUGCUCCCCGUCUAUUCAUGA
Fonsecaea multimorphosa CBS 102226 is the source of this 1098-nucleotide messenger RNA. RefSeq lists its product as uncharacterized. Bases 1 to 1098 code for a protein of 365 amino acids. NCBI's taxonomy places the organism in Eukaryota, Fungi, Ascomycota, Eurotiomycetes, Chaetothyriales, Herpotrichiellaceae. The transcript has 2 exons. The record is from RefSeq and is a predicted model, not a curated record. Gene Ontology annotation, biological process: glucan catabolic process. Gene Ontology annotation, molecular function: hydrolase activity, hydrolyzing O-glycosyl compounds.